UCCUUAAUUUGCGGAUGGGUAUAUAUGGCAAUCUACCGCUAUCGCAAACCAGCCCUUAAUUGCUAACUUUUGGGCCGGUUAGUAACCGUAGAAGAAAAAUGGCCCCGCUCAAGCAACUUUAUAGCCUGGUGAUUUAGGCCCGCUAAAAGAUUGAAUGAAUGUAUUUGUCAAAUUCUCAAACCGACACCAACCAAAAUAGUUGGCAUAUCACAAUGAGUGAACGUAAUUUCCCAAUGAGAGAGUAGCUUCAAUUCUUACAGAGUGGUGCGACCAAAUUACCGUCGUCGAUUCCUCCUUCCGGCUGGAAGCACCAAUUUCUACUCUGGUGAUAAAGGAGAAUGCAUCGGUAUGUAUUGAAUCAAUCAGGCUCACAUUCUCAAACUGGCACAACGGUAUUAACCGGUUUGACAACUUUGGUCCUUAAGCAACUACAAUUUAUGACCGACGGGGGAGAGAGAAGGGAGAAAAUGAGAUGUUAGUAAAUGAUAUAAAAUUGAUAAUUAAAUCUCUUGAGAAAUUAAGUUAGUGAGACUAAUUGAUUUUUUUAUAUGUGGAAGAGGAAGGAAGAGAUAUAGAGUGAGAGGAAGAAGUGGGAGGGGGAUGAUGAUAGCAAAUGAAAAGAGAGAAGGAAGGUAGAGGUUAGGUGGCUAUGAAGUGUGAAUCUGAUCUAAGUUUUAUUUAUUUAUUUAUAUAAACUGAUCUAAGUUUUUGAAGUUUAGUAUAAUACGGAAUUGACUUACAAAAGGAUAUACUUAUAAAUAUAUUAUAUUUUAAUUAUUAAAAUUUUAAAUUCCUACAUCACAUACAUCUAUUUUAGAAUAUGUCUAAUACUGAUAAAUCGGAUUGAAAAUCAAUAUCACCAUCGAACCUUAACCCUCUUACUUGAUCAAUUCAUUAGUUUACACCAAUUUGACAACAUUACUUACACGCCUAUCAGCACGAUAAUAAACCUCAUCCGGCCAAUUGGCUGGAUAAAAUGCUAGUUUUAUUAAUAAAUACAAGUGAGAACAAAUGAGUGGGAUUAUGAUUAUAUUUGUCCAUCCAACCUCGCACUCCCGAUAUCAUACCAAUCCUUUCCAAAGUAAACAAACAAAAUGGGGUAUUUCAUAAAAUGGAAAAGGGUCAAUCACCAGUUCACCACCACUAUUAUUGAGGCUCAAGUCCCAAGUAAAAACAAGCGUCAAGUUGUUCGCAUGGCGCCGCCUGCCAGACAUACAAAGCCAGAAAUAUAAAAAAAGCAAUCUCACCAAACACUUUCGUGUCCUGUUGGGCUUGUUAGCGGAUCUUUAAUGAUAUGUUCAAAUCAAUGUUUUACCUAAACUGCUGUAUUUUCUUUGUAUGAAAAAUGGUAUCAUGAUUCAACAACUAUUCUAGUUUCUUCACCACAAGUUCACAAUUGCACUAUCACAAAAAUGCUGAGUGUAGGAAUCAAAUACUCUUCACUACUUUAUAUCUGCUGAAACUAAAAUAUUUGUUUGAAUACGUAACCAGAGGAGCAGUCUCCUACGGCUACUGCAGCGUGGGGUCACAAAUCCAAGGACAAGAAGAAGAUAACAACAAUCUACACAAUGAAAACCCCACGUUGAUCAACACCCCGAGAAGGAAAUGCUUAUCCUUGAAAUCAAAUUUUAUUAACAACCCAAAUAAGUCCAAAUCAACGACGAAUGUAUCCUAUGGUACACUUGGAAAUAUCAAUUUCAUUCCAUUAUUAUAUCAUCAAACAAACGUCCAUUCAUUCUCCACUUCAUCUCUGUGGACUGAUCUGCAAAACACACACACAGGUCGGCUGAACUAGCUUCCAGUCUUCUUUUCAACCUCUGGAACAUGAAGGAGCCACUCAUACGGAAGAACAACGAUUACCCGGUAGCCACAGCAUCCGUGGAAGAAGAUGGUUUGCAGCAGGGCAGGAGUGAGAGCUUGUGGAUGGUUUAUCUCAGCACAUUUGUCGCUGUUUGCGGGUCUUAUGUAUUCGGAAGCUGUGCGGGAUAUUCAUCGCCAACACAAGAUGCAAUCAGGGAAGAUCUCUCCCUGUCGCUGGCCGAGUAUUCUAUGUUUGGUUCAAUUCUGACGUUUGGGGCAAUGAUUGGUGCAAUCACAAGUGGAUCAUUGGCUGAUCUCCUAGGCCGAAAAGGGGUGAUGAGACUGUCAAGUGCUUUCUGCGCUGCAGGCUGGAUUGCCAUUUACUUCGCUGAGGGAGCAGUGGCACUGGACAUUGGCAGAUUGGCAAAUGGCUAUGGGAUGGGAGUGUUCUCCUACGUGGUGCCUGUUUUCAUAUCCGAAAUAGCGCCCAAGAAUCUUCGAGGGGCUCUAGCUACUUUGAAUCAGGUUAUGAUAUGUGGUGGAGUUUCGGUUUCAUUCAUUAUAGGCACAUUCCUAACGUGGAGGGCUCUUGCUUUAACCGGACUCAUCCCUUGUGGAAUCCUGCUUAUAGGACUGUUUUUCAUCCCAGAAUCUCCUAGAUGGCUGGCAAAGAGAGGUCACGAAAAGGAGUUCGAGGUUGCAUUGCAGAAACUUCGGGGCAAGGAUGCUAAUAUUGCGGAGGAGGCAGCUGAGAUUAUGGAAUACAUUGAAACGCUCGACCGCCUUCCUAAAGUAAAGAUGCUGGACUUGUUCAACAGAAGAUAUCUAAGAUCAGUCAUUAUUGGUGUUGGGUUGAUGGUGGCUCAACAAUUUGGAGGAAUCAAUGGAGUGUGCUUUUAUCUCAGUAACAUCUUCCAGUCAGCAGGAUUCUCUCCCAGUGUUGGAACUAUUACCUAUGCCAUUCUUCAGGUUGUGGUGACACUGUUAAUUACACAAGUGAUUGACAGAGCAGGAAGGAAGCCCCUUUUACUGGCUUCUGGAUCUGGUUUGGUGCUGGCCUGCUUGAUAACAGGCCUUUCAUUCUACCUCAAGGUCAAUGAAUUGGCUCUGGAUUAUGUUCCCGUGAUGGCCGUAACUGGCAUACUGUUAUAUAUUGGGUCCUUUUCAGCAGGGAUGGGCGCUGUUCCAUGGGUUAUCAUGUCUGAGAUAUUUCCAAUAAACAUCAAAGGAGCAGCUGGAGGUUUAGCAACACUAGUUAACUGGUUUGGUGCAUGGGCAGUUUCCUACACAUUCAAUUUCCUCAUGUCCUGGAGCUCCUAUGGUACAUUUCUUGUUUAUGCUGGAAUCAAUGCGCUAGCCAUAGUCUUCGUAAUCAUGGUGGUACCAGAAACAAAAGGAAGAACCUUAGAACAGAUACAAGCAGCCAUUAAUGGUUAGAAUGCAAAACAGUUUUUUUUUUAUUGGACAUGGUUGAAGCUUCGAUUGCCCGGGAAUGUAAAAUGGGAAAAUUGAACAUACAUUCAUCUCUUCAUUCAAGCAAAUAAAGGGAUAGAUGAGCUAGGGGAAGCAAUUGUGAUGUACCUUUAUGGAGCAAAUGAGGUCCUUGUUGUUGACAGUGGAAAGGAAUAAAUUUUCCAGCGCCAAGGUAAUGUAGAAUGCACAUUCCUAUUCAGUGAUAAGAAACCAUAGAUGACUAUUGUUUCCUCCUUUAGUAGGUCCAUUCGUGCAAUGUGAAGUUGAAAGCUGGCGUUGUUGGAGGACUCAGUUGUAAAGAAUUAGUAAUAUAGGAACCGUAUUGUAAUAUUUGCUUAUUAUGUUGUUUGUUUACUUUAUAGCUACAGGUUAUAUAUAUAUAUGUAAAACGAGACAGUGUAUUUUUUACCAAAUCAUCAAUAAUACAAGUAGACAAUUUUC
Linum trigynum is the source of this 3714-nucleotide messenger RNA. Lineage: Eukaryota; Viridiplantae; Streptophyta; Magnoliopsida; Malpighiales; Linaceae. The record is from the annotation of a GenBank genome assembly.